AUGUUUGAUGAUGAUAAAGAUAGAAAAUUAAAAUAAGCAAAUGAUAAUGUGAAAUAUUUAGAGUCUUAAUUAACUGUAAUUUUAUACUAAAUAAUAAGCCAUUAGUUGAAAGCAACUCAAAAUUAAAAGAAAGUAUUCAUGCAUUACAAUAUUAUAUGGAACAAAGAAGAUUAGACUUUGCUCAUUUGUUAAAUUAUUAAAAGGAGCAUCCUCUAAAAAUUAAUUUAAGUGAUAUGGUUGAUGUAUAUGAAUGGUUAAAGAAGGAUAUUCAAAAUUAUUUAGAUUAAAUUCAAGAAUUAGAAACUGAAAAUAAAAUGUUUAAAUAAUUUAUCUAAUAAUAAGAUGAAGAAAAUAAAAUUAAAGUUGAAAAGCUUAAUGCAAUCAUUCUAUAACAUGAACAAACUAUAAAAAAUUAAUAAGAAUAAUUCAUUUAAGAAUAAAUAAAAAAUUAAGAUUAUUAAUUGUAACUUAAAUUAGAAUAAGAGAAAAAAUUACAAACUCAAGAAAAUAAAUAUCAAGAUAUGAUUUAAAAUAUUGAAUUAGAAAAGAAUGAAAUUUUAAGAAAAUAUCAGCAAUUAGAUGAUGAAUAUCAAUAAAAAUUAAAAAAAUAAAAGUAAGAAUUGAUAAAUUAAUUUGAUAAAUAAGAAAGACAAAAUUAAACUGAAUUUACAAAAUAAAUAAAAGAGUUAAAUGAUUAAAUCUUAAAAGCAGAAAUAAAAAAUAGACAACUUUUAACUGAGUUAUAGAAUAUUAAAUAAGACAAUGGCCUAUUAGCUUAAUAAUGUUCACAAUAAUAAAAAAAUUUAAAUAAAUUGAAUCGAUAAGUUGAGAAUUUAUUAUCAACUUUAAAAACAUCAAGAGAUGAGAAUUCUGGAUUAAAUUUUGAUAAAACAAAUCUACAAAAUUAAAUUGAAUAAUUAAAACUAUAGAUUGAUAAAUAAAAUAAAAAAGAUAUCGAGAUUCAAUAAUAUAUUAAAAAUUAAAGAGAUUAAUAUAUAGAGUUAUAAAAUAAACAUGAAAAUCAAAUUUCUGAAUCAGAAAUUUAAAUUAAUGAUCUCACAUCUCAAAUAGAAAAAAAGGAUCUAUGUAUAAAAGAAUUAUCUGAGAUGAAUAUAAAAAUUAACUAAUUAUAUGAGGAAAAAUUAAAUAAAUAAAGAAUUAAGUAUGAAUAAAUACUUUAUCCAAAUCGAUUCAUUAAUACAGAUUAAUUAUUAUAUAAAGAAACUAUGAUUUAACAUGACGAUACAUUAAUAAAAGAAGUUAUUGAGGAUUAUGAAAUGAUGCUUUCGUAAUAUGCAAUUUAAUUAGAAAAUCAAACAACUAAAUUGAAAGUUUUAGAAAAUUCAAUUAAAGACAAAUAAGCUGCUCUAAAAUUAUAAUUUGAUUAGAAGGCAUCUAAAUUAGCAAAAGAUUAUGAAUAAAAAUUUGUUAAAGAGAGUAAAUAACAAAAAUAAAUAAUUGAAGAAUUAAAUUAUAUAAAGCAAAGGGAAUUAGAAGCAUUAAAAAAUAAAUAAAAUGCAGAAAUAGAAAAAUUAAAUGUAGAAAAUUAAAACAAAAAUUAACAUUAUAUUAAUGAAAUUUAAAAUUUAUAGAACGACAAUAAUGAAAAUGCUAAAAUUAUUGAUUAGCUUAACUAAUUAAUAAUAUAAUUAUAAGAUACAACUUAUUAACUAAAAUAAUCCCAUGAAUAAUAAUUAGAGAUGCUUCGAAAUAAUCAUGCAAUAGGAAAAUAAUAAUUAACAGUGGCUUUUGAAGAAAGAUUUGAUAAAGUUAAUUAGGAAUUAAAAACUCUUUAAUUAGAAAAAGAAAGCUUUGAUAUUGUUCGAAUUUAAGAUUAAAAGAAUUUGAAUGAAGGAAAAAAGAAAAUUGAAUAACAAUAAACGAUUAUUAUUUAAAUAAAAGAAGAAUCUAAACAAUAAUAAUAGAUUAUUAAUGAGUAAUAAUGUAUGAUGGAAUAGUAUUAGCUAUAGAUUUAACGAUUAAAUGAAGGAAUCAAAUAAUUAUAAAAUGAAAAUGAAAAUUCAAAAUAAGUUUACAAUAUCUUUAAAAAUUAAACAAUGGUAAUGCAUAGAUAAUCUGAUGAUUUUCAUUAUAAAUCUGACUUAAAGAAAGUUUCUAAUACAUAAUUUAAAUUCUAAAGAACAAAAUAAGUUACUAGAUAAUCAAAUAGACCAGGAUUGCAUAAUACAUCAUCAAAUUUUAUAAUAUCAAAUGGAGAGUAAUAGCAAUUACCAAAAGUUAGAUCGAUAUCAACAAACUAAAUCAGAACAACUCCUAGACAUCAUUCAUCUUAAGUAUGA
This is a messenger RNA of Paramecium sonneborni, 2300 nucleotides long. Lineage: Eukaryota; Ciliophora; Oligohymenophorea; Peniculida; Parameciidae. The record is from the annotation of a GenBank genome assembly.